Molecule: messenger RNA, 526 nt
Organism: Drosophila guanche
Lineage: Eukaryota; Metazoa; Arthropoda; Insecta; Diptera; Drosophilidae
Exons: 2
Coding region: 102-461 (119 amino acids)
Source: RefSeq, a predicted model, not a curated record
UCUUGUUUCUCUGGAACAUUCGAAGCUUGCUGUACAAAGUCGCAGAAAGCACAUUUAUUUCGCUUAAAAAGUGCAUCGAAGCUAUAGAAAUAACGGAAAGAAUGAACGACAAGAGGAAAGAGCAAAUGCCAGAGGCGGGGCCAGAUAAUGCCACACUCAUCUUCACCAACAACGCAAAUGGAGUCUGGAAAAAGGAGAGUGGCGUAAUGUCGCCUCCUCUGCGCCAACUUAUGUUCUAUCUGGGCCAUUCCUUGCGCGUUGAGUUGAUCGGUGAUCUCUCCGCAUUUGGCUUUUUGGUGCGUGUGGACUUUGCUGCCAAUUUGAUGCUGCAGCACUGUGCCGUAUACAGGGGACUUGAUGAAGGCAUGUCCAUAGUUAAACCGCGCGAUCUGGGCUACACCGAGUUCAAGGGCACGGACAUCAUCUCGGUGUUUUUGUGUCCCAAAAAUUGCCCAUACUAAAUUGGAGGAGGAUUCAGCGCAACAUUUGGGAGUUAGAUUUAGGUGCAACAUCAAUCACUUUUUGU